Aspergillus wentii DTO 134E9 is the source of this 1494-nucleotide messenger RNA. RefSeq lists its product as uncharacterized. Gene Ontology annotation, cellular component: membrane. The record is from RefSeq and is a predicted model, not a curated record. Bases 1 to 1494 code for a protein of 497 amino acids. Lineage: Eukaryota; Fungi; Ascomycota; Eurotiomycetes; Eurotiales; Aspergillaceae. Gene Ontology annotation, biological process: carbohydrate transport; transmembrane transport. The transcript has 8 exons. Gene Ontology annotation, molecular function: carbohydrate:proton symporter activity.
AUGUUUGAAGAGUAUUUGCAGGGGAAAGCCCUUCGACGGCUGGCGAGGUUCAGUUGUUCGCUGGCCUUUCUGAUCGAAGGCUAUCAAGCUGGUAUCCUCGGUGGUGUUCAAGAUACCAAACCCUACCUUGAUGCCCUUGGAAACCCCACCGGCGCAGAAACCAUCCCCAUGAUAGCAUCCUCAUACACCCUCGCUGCAGCCAUCAUGUCACUGAUCGUCGUGGUGGUGGGCAUGCCUCUUGGACGGCAGAAAUCGAUUCUCCUGGGUAAUGUGUUGAUCUUCAUCGGGGGAAUCAUCCAGGCUGCAUCGUUUUCUGUACCGCAGAUUAUUGUUGCCAGGGUUAUUUGUGGCUUUGGAAUUGCGUUGAUUACAUGCAACGUGCCUAUGUAUAUGUCCGAAAUGAGUCUCCACGCGACCGAACGAGGCCCUGAAGUCGCCAUCAACUGUUCGUCAUUACUAGCCGGCGUGGCCUUGUCGUAUUGGGUUGACUUUGGCUUCACUCGUAUGACGAAUCAGAUCUCUUGGAGAAUGCCCAUCGCAAUUCAAUCCAUCUUCGCAUUUAUAUCAGGAACAGGAAUUUCCUUUUGUCCUGAUACGCCUCGUUGGUACUAUGCUCGCUCGCGUAUCGAAGAAGGCGAUCAGACACUCGCCCGACUGCACGGUGUAUACUUCCCCAACACCACCAGCCCAACCCCAGGUUCAGACUCCACAGCCAUGCAGACCCUCAAAGAAAGCAUAAUAACCAGCAUCCGCCUCGAAGCCGAACAAGAAAACAAACUCAGCUGGACCAGCCUAAUCUGGGACACUACGCCCCUCCGCGUCGGACGCCGCGUGCGCAUCUCCUUCAUGAUCCUCUCCAUCCAGCAGAUGAUGGGCAUCGACAUAAUCGUGUACUACAUGACGCUUAUCUUCCUGCAGGUGGGGCUAUCGAGUUUCUUUGCCUCGCUGCUGGCGGCGGUCGCGCUGACGAUUCAAUUCGGGGGAUCGUUGUGUUGUAUUCCCACGAUUGAGCGGGUGGGGAGACGGAAGAUGAUGCUGUACUCUGCGGCUGCGCAGUCUGUUUGCAUGCUUGCUUUUGUCCUGCUGAAUGGGGUGGGCAGGUCGACGAGCGCGACGCAGUGGGCGGCGGCGAUUAUCAUGUUUCCGUAUCUGUUCAUGUAUGGGUGGGGGUGGGUUACUUGUCCUUGGUUAUAUGGGCCUGAGAUUGCCCCCCUUAAAUACCGACACAUCGGCGCAGCAGCAGGUCUAUUCGGAAUGUGGCUCUUCACUUUCCUCACUGUCUUUGCGGGAGGAAUUGGAAUCCAGACUGCGGGGUGGAAAAUUUGGAUCUGGCCGUUGAUUUUCAAUGUGCUUGGUUUUCUGUUUGUGUAUUUCAUGUGUCCGGAUCCUACUGGGAAAACAUUGGAAGAAGUGGAUGCGUUGUUCGCGAGAGAUGGACAUGUCGAGGGGAGAUUGGAGCAGAAGUCGAGCGUGGAGGAGAUUGAGGAUGUGUGA